Messenger RNA from Onychomys torridus (southern grasshopper mouse), 2461 nucleotides. It is a transcript of the gene D2hgdh, whose product is annotated as D-2-hydroxyglutarate dehydrogenase. NCBI's taxonomy places the organism in Eukaryota, Metazoa, Chordata, Mammalia, Rodentia, Cricetidae. The transcript has 10 exons. Gene Ontology annotation, cellular component: mitochondrion. Gene Ontology annotation, molecular function: FAD binding; catalytic activity. The record is from RefSeq and is a predicted model, not a curated record. The coding region runs from base 268 to 1875 and encodes 535 amino acids.
GUGGGCCGGCUGCAGUUCCCGGGCGGUGGGCGUUGGCGUCCGGGUCUAUGCAGCCCGGGCUGUGGCCUGUCAAGUGAUUGCACAGGUCGGGAGCGAGCCGGGAGUGCGGGCGGUACGAGCCCACGUGCAGCGUUUCCGCCCCCAACACUCCCAGGCCCUGGUGGCUGGAAAUGCAAAUAGCUUGUCCUCCGGGGCGUCACAGCACAUGACGCAUGAGCACGCUUCGCGCACGCUGAGGUGUGAUUUUUCCGUCUCAGGGCAGGAGCAAUGGUGCUCCAUUUGGUGCCCAGAUGUUCUGCAAGGCUCUUCUGGGCAUCUCCAGGAUGGAGGAGGACGUACACUCAGGGAACCUCAGUGGGGCUGAAGUGGCUGGGUUGCCCUCGGGAUAUAUACAGACCCUUGGCUUGCAGAGGGAACUCCUCCGUCUCUGGCAGCCCUGAGGUGAUGCUAACGGCUGAGCGAUACCCUGUGCAACGGCUGCCGUUUUCUACUGUCUCUGAGGAGGACCUGGCUGCCUUUGAACGCAUCAUACCUGGCAGAGUUAUCACAGAUCCAGAGCAACUGGCAGCAUGCAAUGUGGACUGGCUGAGGGCCCUCCGGGGCUGUAGUAAAGUGUUGCUGAGGCCCCAGACCUCCGAGGAAGUGUCCCAGAUCCUCAGGCACUGCCAUAAGAGGAACUUGGCUGUGAACCCCCAGGGGGGGAACACUGGCAUGGUGGGGGGCAGUGUCCCCGUCUUCGAUGAAGUCAUCCUGUCCACUGCCCUCAUGAAUCAAGUCAUCAGCUUUCAUGAUGUAUCUGGAACUCUGGUCUGCCAGGCAGGCUGUGUGCUGGAGGUGCUCAGUCACUAUGUGCAGGAGCGAGGCUUCAUCAUGCCACUGGACUUGGGAGCGAAGGGCAGCUGCCACAUUGGGGGCAAUGUGGCCACCAACGCUGGUGGUCUGCGCUUUCUGCGGUAUGGCUCGCUUCGAGGGACUGUCCUGGGCCUGGAAGUGGUGCUUGCUGAUGGGACCAUCCUGGACUGCCUGAGCUCCUUGAGGAAGGAUAACACAGGCUAUGACCUGAAGCAGCUGUUCAUUGGGUCGGAGGGCACCCUGGGAAUCAUCACUGCUGUGUCCAUCUUGUGCCCACCCAGGCCCCAGGCUGUGAAUGUGGCUUUCCUCGGUUGCCCUGGGUUUGCUGAGGUUCUGCAGACAUUCCGCGCCUGCAAGGGGAUGCUGGGUGAGAUCCUGUCUGCAUUUGAGUUUAUGGAUUCUGAAUGCAUGCAGUUGGUUGGACAGCACCUCCACCUGACCAACCCAGUACAAGAGAGUCCAUUCUAUGUCCUUGUUGAGACAUCAGGCUCUAGUGCAGGACAUGAUGCUGAGAAGCUGACCAACGUCCUGGAGAAGGUGCUGAACUCUGGCCUGGUGAGCGACGGCACUAUGGCCACUGACCAGAGGAAAGUCCAGAUGCUGUGGGCUCUUCGGGAGAGGAUCACAGAGGCCCUCAGUCACGAUGGCUACGUGUUCAAGUAUGACAUAUCCCUCCCCGUGGAGCGGCUCUAUGACCUCGUGAUCGACCUCCGCACCCACCUCGGCCCUCGCGCGAAGCAUGUGGUGGGAUACGGGCACUUGGGGGAUGGGAACCUUCACCUGAAUGUGACAGCAGAGGCCUUUAGCCAGGAGCUGCUUACUGCCUUGGAGCCCUACGUGUACGCCUGGACCGCAGAGCAGCGGGGCAGUGUCAGUGCUGAGCAUGGCCUAGGCUUCAAGAAGAAGAACGUACUCAGCUACAGCAAGCCACCUGUGGCUGUGAAGCUUAUGCAAGAGCUUAAGGCCCUGCUGGACCCCAAAGGCAUCCUGAACCCCUAUAAGACUCUGCCUGCCCAGGCCUAACUGGAGCUGCAAGACGAUAGGACCUUGGGCACGCAGGGUUGGGAGGUCUUGGGUUACAGGAUUCCCAUCUGAUAACACCCGCAACAGACCAGGUUACUGUCUCUCAUUGGCUAGCUGGGAGCCAACUCUGAGGACCCUCUGGGCCGGGCUGCCUUUCUGUGGGGUGAGCAGAGCAGACAGAGCUGUCUGGCUCUUCUCUGCUCUCCUUCCAGCUCACUGUGGACAGAUUAAGUGGGUGCGUGGGCAGUUUUCCCACUCCCGAACAGGCCAGAUCUCAGCCGCUCCAAGGUGGCCGGUGGAGACCCACCCUGUUGCAACUCUGGGAAGAGUGCCAUGUGAUCUUGUUACUGGAUGGAUCUCUGUGUGGUGUGUGUCCUGUGAGGGCUACAGCAGAGUUGUCCAGCCCCAAGUCAGUUACCACGAUGACCCAGAGCACCACAGCUUAUUCACACGGGGCUGAGUGGAGUCUACUGUCAUACCAAGCCGGUCUUGGAUUGGUAACAGACCAGGACAGAUCAUCUUCCUUGCUCCACCUCCUCACUUUUUUUUAUUUGUUUGUUUAGCCCUGGCUGUUCUGAAACUUACU